Acanthoscelides obtectus is the source of this 798-nucleotide messenger RNA. Lineage: Eukaryota; Metazoa; Arthropoda; Insecta; Coleoptera; Chrysomelidae. The record is from the annotation of a GenBank genome assembly.
AUGUUCAUCAGCUAGUGCUAAGUUAACAUCUUGUAGAAAAACCUACAUAAUGUCACAAAAAACCAAUAUAAUGUCAAAAAAAUCGACAUAAUGUUACUUUUCAAGAUACGUACCUAAUACCUGUGCCGGUCUUAUAGCAAAUUGAGCAGCUGGCUUGAAGUGACGCACAAAAUUUGAGUUUUUGACAAGUCAAUGAAAAUACCUAGAAAACACCAUAUGAAUCUGGAAUCAGAAAAAAGCUGCUAUUACCUUCACUAAAAAUAUACAGGAUGUUUCAUUUAAAAAACUAAAAGAUUGCGAGUAUUAUAAUACACGUACCCAUGGGAGCCUAUAGGAUUUUUUCUCAGGGAAUUGGCAAGUGUACUUGCUCCCGAAACUUUCUGUAAGGACAAACCGGCUACUCAGGAGAAGGAUACGCCCACCUACCCAUGCGGGUGCCUAUGCACGUACCUCUCAAAACAUUGAACGUGUGAGUGAAAUCCUUCAAUCUCGCUUUAAGAGAAACACAAGUCUUUCUUGAGGAAGGGAUAUAAGCCGGGGCCGUAACGGGACACAGGUGCAGUAAGCAGCUUUGUUAUUCAGCCAAGUAAGAAUUAUUUUUACGAAAUGAACCCGAACCGGGACUGGAUAAAUCCGCUGGAUAUUUUCCAAGGCGGCUGCUUUGUUUCUCUCUCACUCUUUCCCGUAGUCGAAAGUUUCAAGAGAUUAUUAGUUUAUUCCUGUUACUUUCGUUCGUAUAGUCGCACAAACUACUGUCAAAAUAUAUUAGCCAAUUUGUAUGAUGGAAACAUUUCUUAA